Messenger RNA from Pollicipes pollicipes, 867 nucleotides. RefSeq names its product mesoderm induction early response protein 2. The transcript has 7 exons. Lineage: Eukaryota; Metazoa; Arthropoda; Thecostraca; Pollicipedomorpha; Pollicipedidae. The coding region runs from base 1 to 867 and encodes 288 amino acids. Gene Ontology annotation, biological process: negative regulation of transcription by RNA polymerase II. Gene Ontology annotation, cellular component: nucleoplasm. Gene Ontology annotation, molecular function: histone deacetylase binding; transcription corepressor activity. The record is from RefSeq and is a predicted model, not a curated record.
AUGUCCAUUGCUCGCACUCGGGGCUCGCAGAAGAUGGCGGAUCCGUCGGUGGGCUGGUGCGAGCGGCUGACGCCGUGCGGGCACGCGCAGCCGUGGGCGCCGGCGCCAGAGCCGGGCGCCGCCGAGCUGUUGCCCGCCGAGCCGGAUCCGGCCAUUGAGCGCCUGCUGGCGCUCUACACCGGCGGCGGCAGUGGCCGGCUAGCCGACGACGACGCCGACGCCUCCCAGUCCAGCUCCGCCUCCGAGGAGAUCCUCAGCAACCAGGACCUGACGCUGGACAAGGCUGUGAUCGCACGGGACCUGCUGGGCGAGUUCGAGCCGUCCGGCUGGGACGGCGAGGCGGAGCCGGCGCUGCUGCGGCCGGAGCGUGCGCCACCCGAGCCCAGCCCACCGCCAGCCCCACUCUGGCGCAAGCCGGUGCCGCUGGGCCGGCUGGCCGAACGCGAGGUCGAGCGGUACCAGCGCCGGCUGCGGCCGGCCGCCGACGGUGACACAGGCAGCGUGUCCGAUCAAGAGCAGGCGCUGUUCCAGCUGCAGGAGUGCGGCCACAACGUGGAGGAGGCGCUGCGACGCGUGCAGCCCGUGCAGCCGCGGCCCGCCGACCGGCUGGCGCUCUGGUCCGACGCCGAGUGUGAGCUCUUCGAGGAGGGCCUCCGCCUCUAUGGCAAAGACUUUCACGCCAUUCAGCGACAAAAGGUGCGUACCAGGUCCAGCUCGUCCGGCGGCGGUGAAGCGAGUGAUGUACCGUCGUGCGCCACGGCCGGCGGCGCCGCCUCCUCCAGCCUGCAGAUCGUGAUGGCGCCCGACCCGUGGGAGCCGGGCCGCGGGGUGUCGGUCGGCGAGCUGGAGCCGUAUGUUCCCAGCUGA